GAGCCGUGCUUAAACAAAGAACUUGUAAAAAAAAAAAAGACAGGCUUGGAGCUGGACUGGUCCGGUAAUUAGAAGAAAAAAAUGUAAUUCAAAGUUGCAGUGUUCAUCAAUCGGACAAGUGAAAUGGCAGAGAAAUUGGCUCCUGAGAAGCGCCAUGCUUUCAUCCAGAACGGGCAAAGAGUGUUCGAAUGGGAUCAAACCCUGGAGGAGGUAAAUAUGUACCUAAAUUUACCUCCAAAUGUACCUCCGAAGCAAUUCUACUGCAAGAUUGAGUCCACUCAUCUUCAACUUGGCAUCAAAGGCAACCCUCCUUACCUCAAUCACGACCUCUCUUGUCCAGUCAAGACUGAUUCUUCUUUUUGGACUUUAGAGGAUGGCAUAAUGCACAUAACACUUCAGAAGAGGGAGAAGGCUAAAACUUGGCCCUCUCCAAUACUGGGUCAAGGUCAGCUCGAUCCUUACUCCACCCAUGCUGAACAGAAGCGCCUCAUGCUUCAGAGGUUUCAGGAAGAGAACCCUGGUUUUGACUUCUCACAGGCUCAAUUUUCGGGGAACUGUCCUGAUCCUAGAACAUUUAUGGGUGGAAUUCACUCUGGUUAACAACCAGGAUGUGCUUAGAUGAGUGUCAUUAAACUCUAACCAAUCUCUAGUAAAUAAAACAUUCUAUUUGUUGCUUCUGUAUUAGCUUGUUAACGAAUAUUAUGGCUAUAUAUUUGAAAUAAGCAGACUAAGAUUUGCCCCUUGUUUAUUGUAAGUAAUAUUCUUUGUUUAUAAUUAACAUUCGGUUGUCCUUCA
Mercurialis annua (annual mercury) is the source of this 795-nucleotide messenger RNA. RefSeq lists its product as uncharacterized. Gene Ontology annotation, cellular component: cytoplasm. NCBI's taxonomy places the organism in Eukaryota, Viridiplantae, Streptophyta, Magnoliopsida, Malpighiales, Euphorbiaceae. The transcript is spliced from 3 exons. Gene Ontology annotation, biological process: protein folding. The record is from RefSeq and is a predicted model, not a curated record. The coding region runs from base 124 to 600 and encodes 158 amino acids.